AUGGCCGCCGCGGGGGGCGCCCGGCUCCUGCGCGCCGCCUCCGUGGCCCUGGGCGGCGCGGCCUAUCGUUGGCUGCUCCACGCCAGACCCCGCGCGGGAGCCGGCUGCCUCGCGGGGCUCGGGGGGCCGGGCCGGGGCGGCGGCGCGGUGGCGCCCCGGACGCUGAGCGUGUCGGCGCCGGCGCGGAGCAGCUCAGAAGAUAAAAUAACAGUCCACUUUGUAAACCGUGAUGGGGAGACAUUGACAGCCAAAGGGAAAGUCGGUGACUCUCUACUAGAUGUUGUGGUUGAGAAUAACCUAGAUAUUGAUGGCUUUGGUGCAUGUGAAGGAACCUUGGCCUGCUCUACAUGUCACCUCAUCUUUGAAGACCACAUAUUUGAGAAGUUAGAUGCUGUCACUGAUGAGGAGAAUGACAUGCUCGAUCUGGCGUAUGGGCUAACGGAUAGAUCUCGGUUGGGCUGCCAAAUCUGUUUGACAAAGUCUAUGGACAAUAUGACCGUUCGAGUACCUGACGUGGUGGCCGAUGCCAGGCAAUCCAUUGAUGUGGGCAAGAACUCCUAA
Molecule: messenger RNA, 561 nt
Organism: Puma concolor (puma)
Lineage: Eukaryota; Metazoa; Chordata; Mammalia; Carnivora; Felidae
Gene: FDX1
Product: ferredoxin 1
Biological process (GO): P450-containing electron transport chain
Cellular component (GO): mitochondrion
Molecular function (GO): 2 iron, 2 sulfur cluster binding; electron transfer activity
Source: RefSeq, a predicted model, not a curated record